CGUCUGGUCGCCGCACCGGAGGACUCGCCCCCCACCCCUCGGUCACAACAACUCGUAACUUGCCGUCAUUUCACCUUUCAGCCAAGUGUUUUAACGUGCGACGUCGAGAGCUUGUACACGGCCUGUCGUUGUUUAGGAGGCUAACUACGGAGACCCAUCGAAACCUUCAAGUCACCGCCUGUGUCCGGCGACGCGGUAGCGGUUUCACGAGCGUUAAAUUCACACGACCCUUGCACACUUUAUCACGUCACCACAGAGCUCACUGUCCUUUGCAACAGCAUAAACAAACUUCCAUGAAACCAACACUGCAGCUAGUAGCCUGGCUAGCCGAGUGAGCUAAAGUGCUGCCGUUGAAGUGAGACAAUCGCCCUAAGAUGGACGCCCUUGAUUGACACACAAGUUGUGUUUGUCUUUGAAGCUGAGAUCUGUCAGCCACCUUCACCAUGCCUGAUGAGUAAAGCCAACCGUCUUGCUGAAAGCAAUAAUUAAAAAAAAAAAAGAAAAAAAUCUACAUGUAGAGCCCCUUCAGUACAUCCUGCUGGUGUCCAGAUAGAAUUCUCCUUUGUCCUGUGUCGCUUCUAUUGCACCAACCUCCAGUAACUACCAAUCACAAUGCUGCUCAACCUGAGAAUGGCCUACACCUAAGCUCUCAUGCAUCCAGUGAGCACCGAUUCAGACGGUCCUGCUCUUCCUGAAAACCUCUCUUGCCCCUACCCCUCGGUGGGCCCACUGCCUGCUUCAGAGAUGUCCCUGCUCCAAUCGCUGGGCCCAGUGCAAAGCUGGCUUGGCCAGGAGUUGGAGAAGUGCGGGAUUGAUGCCAUGAUCUACACCCGCUACAUUCUCAGCCUUCUCCUGCACGAUAGCUAUGACUAUGACCUGCAGGACCAGGAAAAUGACAUCUUCUUAGGCUGGGAGAAGGGGACCGGGAAGAAAUGGGGCAAGAGUAAAAAGAAGGGUGGGGCCGAUCUGAGUCUGGAGGAAAUGAAGAAACAGGCUGCUGUGCAAUGUCUUCGCUCUGCUUCUGAUGAGAACUCUGGGGUUGAGAGCCUUGUUGAGGAACUUUGCUCUAAACUUCGGGAGAUCCAGGACAAACAAAAAGAGGAAAAACCGAUCCACAAGAAAUCUGAAGGCUCUCUCUCUCCAGAGCGAGGUGAAUCUCCUCCUUCAAAGGACCAGGUGGAAAUGUAUUAUGAAGCCUUCCCUCCCUUGUCAGAAAAACCUGUUUGUCUCCAAGAAAUUAUGACCGUGUGGAACACUGCAAAGGCCAGUGCAUACUCAAGCUCCUCAUCCUCAGCAGUCCCACAGACCAGCACAGACACAUCUUCCCCGAAGGACUGCAAUAGUGAGUGUGAAGCUGUGAAAGAGCAGACCAUCCAAGCUUUUGACACCGUGACCAGUGAGAGGGGCCAGCUAAGGAGAGGCAAGAAGGAGAAGGAAAACAGAUACCAGGGUGGCACAGCGACAGAGGAGAAGCCAUCACUCCAUCUAAAGAGGCAGAGCAGACACAGAUCCGAAGCCAAGUACAGACCAAGGUCCUGGUCUUCUGGAUCUAGUGAGGCGGGCUCAAGCUCAAGUGGGAACCAGGGUGAUUUGAAGUCAUCCAGAAGCAAAGCAGUAAGGAAAAGGCAUAAAUCCAGAGAGGCUGGGAGAAACAAGAGAAUGCGUAACAGUGGACAGACAAAGCAGCAGGUGAAGGUUGUUGACAAGGAGGAGCGAAGAACUGCUGGAGGGGGCAGCGGCAAUGCUGCAGUAACAGGCAAACCACUGCAGCUUUUCAAGAAGAGCAAGAGAACGCUAAGGGAGAUUUCUAAAGAUCCAGGCUGGGGGGAAGCAGAGGAGACCGCCAUUGAAACCAGGAACAAACAAGAAUACAUGGAGGAGCCACUCUGGUACACUGAGCCCAUCACAGACUAUUUUGUACCUUUCAGCAGCAGGCAAAGCAAGCUGGAAACAAUAUACAGGAGCAAAGUGAACUCUCCCGAUGGUGUUGCCUUGUCUGCAGACUUGGAGAGGCUGCCUGAGGGAAUCCAGGGGAUCUGCAUUGCCAACGAUGGUUACCAGAGAGCGUAUCUCACAGCUGGCUCCUUUGUGGAUGGAUGCUUUGUUGAAGGUCCUGGUGAAACAGAGGAGGAACCUGUAAAACUGACCAGGACCUCAUGCUGCCCUCAUCCAGAGGAUAGUAAAAAUUUGGAUGAUGAACAUCUGUGUGAAUUUCCUCACUUCUAUGAAGUGGACAUUUAUCAAUCCAUAUUGGAUUCUAGUGCCUCAGACUCUAUACAAGAGAGUCGGAUCCUAAGCAUGAUUCGGCAAAAAAGAAAAGAGCAGAGAGACCUCGAUUCAGAAUGUUGCUUAGUGUUCGAUGGUCUUGAGCAGCAAGGGGAAAGUGCAAUAAGGCCAGAUUCGCCGGACGCUUCGGGAUCUCUGGGAUUGCUAAUAGAGGAUCUUGAGAACUUGGCUCAAAUCUGGGGUUGUUAUUCACCGUCUACAUCAGAAGACAUAGAUGGUGAAAGCUUUAUAGGGGACUCUCCUGUACGACUUUCCCCUCUCCUGGACAGUGUUUCAUUUGCCCUCACAAAGCUUUCAAAAAAUCUAGAAGAGCCUUCCGUCCCAGAUGUAACUUGUGUUCCGUCUGGAGUAAAUUCAUCCUGCUUCUCACUUUUUGAGCUGCAAUACGAUAGCCCCCCCCUUCCUUUUCCCUGCGACUCUCUUGCCACAAGUCAUGAAAAUGAUCCUGACUCUGUGAGCUGUCUCGACCCACACUCUAAUAAACAAUCUCGUUUGCUUAUAUGGACCAAAAAUAGUGCCUUUGAUGAAACUGAACACUGUUCAAAUCUUUCGACAAGAACUUGCAGCCCCUGGUCACAUUCAGAAGAGACGCGUUCUGACAACGAGCAAGGAAAUGUUCUGACGGAAGAAGCUGCUCAAACCGAAGUCCUCGAUUGUAUCAUCCCUCCACUUUCUGGGACUUAUCUGGAAGAGGAGAUAUUGGAUUUCUUGCAAGGUGAAUCGCAGUGCAAGCACGAGGGCGUGGGCAUCAGUAAAGCCCCGCUUAAUCAAACAUUUCCCAAAAAAUCUAAAUUGGAGUCUGUGUGUGGUAUUGCCCUCGAGGAAGACCAGAGUACACAGUACAGCACUGGUAUCUUUUCUGAGAACACAAGCCAACAAGCUGAGGAGUACAGCUCAGGGAUCAUUAAGGAUAUUUGGUCAAGCAUUGGAGAAGUGGUAUCAAAACGAGAGGCAGAACCAACUAGUAAGACACCAUUCUGCAAGGACUCUGGCAGCCUUUUUGCCAGUUGUGUGGAGGUGCAAGCUAAUGGAGCGCCAAUUCAGAGGCCUCAAAAAAAAGCAGUGCAACGGUCAGAGUAUCAUCUUUGGGAGGGCAAAAACAGUGAGCAGGACUUGGCUAAAAACAAAGUGUCCAAGUUACAUAGUGCUGGGGAUUACAUGACUCCGUCCAAGCCUUGGGACCUGAACUCUAACAAGGAGAGCACCUCCUUUAUCCUUGGGGGAGUGUACGGAGAGCUGAAGACAAGAGAUGUUGAUAAGAAUUGGGCUGUGGCAUCAAGUGAACACCAAGAUAACUUGCUUCAGUCGUCCAACUCAGAUGUCCUCACCAUCACUGGUACAGAUGUGUUUAUGAACACCAGCGGCUGUUUUGCCCCUGGACACAGACCCCUGUGGAGGCCCCUUGUGUCUUUUGGUCAGAGCGACCCAGCUGUGAGGCGUGGAGAUGGAUUGAAUAAGGGAUUUUCUUUUAUCUUCCAUGAAGAUUUACUUGGUUCUUAUGGAAGCUUGCACACUGAGGAGCAAGGAUUAAAAUACCCAUUUGCACCCUUCAACCUGAACAAUCCAUUCUCUCAAGUCCUUCACGUCGAGUGUUCUUUUGAGCCCGAAGACAUGGCUUCUUUCAGUCCGGGAUUUAAACCCAAGUCCAUCCUGUGCUCGGACUCUGAGAAUGAAGCGUUUCGGCCUCAGAUGUAUGGCAUCAACCGAACCCAAUACAGGGCCAUUCGCAUUUCCCCUAGGACUCAUUUCCGUCCAAUAUCCGCCUCAGAGUUGUCUCCCGGUGGUGUGAGUGAUUCCGAGGCUGAGACGGACAAAGAAGAAAUGGGAUUCCAGGACCUGGCGCCUGUAGAUGUUUUUGAGGACCCUCAAGCAGACCUCAAACCCCUGGAGGAAGAUGCUGAGUGUGAGGGCCCGUAUUAUGGAAAGUCGGAACUGGAAUCUGGCAAAUUCUUACCCAGAUUAAAGAAGACUGGUAUGGAGAAGAGUGCCCAGACCUCUCUGGACUCACAGGAGGGUUCUGCUACCCUCCUGCCCAUCGCUGAGCAAGAGAUAUGUUUGGAAUGCCAAACAGAAGCAGCGCCACACACAGGCGGACAGGCAAAUGUUUCCAUUGGCAAUAAUCAAAAGGAGAAAUCCAGAGAGAAACAGCCUAAUUCAUGUGCGCCUGCUGGACCUGUCCCCAAGUAUGGGAUUGCUUUUGAUUACAUAGGAGACAUGCAGGAGCUCCCUCUGUUAAAUAUUGGUGGUCGAGGAGGAACUGGCAGCCAGCAGGAGUGCUGGUGGCAAAACACACUCUGUUCCCCCCUGUUCCCUGGAUCUCAGUGUGCAGGGAGCAGCAAUAUCUGAAAACUCCUUUUGUGGAGGAUUCCUGUCAACAGAAGGUGGCCCUCCACUUCAUAUAUGACAGGAACUCUACCUGCAAACGUUUGGGGUUUUCUCAGAGGUACAAACCGAUCCAAGGUUUCUGAGAAACCCCUCCAAAAACUCCCCUUAUACACACACUUGACUACUGGUUUUCAUUGACUAACUUGUGGAAAUGGCAAUCGAAUCACCAAAAGAAGAAAAAAAAGCAACUGGGGAGUAAGAGUUAUGAAUCUGUUCUGCCUUUGAGUGAUGACAUGUUUGAGGCAUUUAGAAUAUUCUGUACCCUUGUCCCUGCAGUUUCCAGUGUGGGGGCAAUGUUUUCUUAUCUUUCUUUUUGUUUUGCCUUUGAAUUAGGAUCCUGGUAGUAGUUGAAGACUGAAUGGUUGUGCAUGUGUGUUUGUUGAUCCACACUCACUCCUUCUCUAGCUGAACCUAAUCUGAAGUGCCACCACUACAUUACAUCCUCUCCCAUGUCCAGCUAAAUAUAUUAAUAUGGUUCCCCCCAGUUGUGAAAGGAUGAUUGUUGAAAAUGAGUAGUUUAUUUUUGAAAGGUUUUCUGGAUGCGUGUCAUUUUCUCCCGAAAAUUCACAAACCCUAUUUUACACCCUCAAGUUUGUCUUUUUUUUUUUUUUUUUUUUUUAAAGGGAAUAGUCUUGCAAAAGCUAGUUGUGGUGGACUGAAGUUUUGGUUUGUUUGGAAAUUUGUUUAAAAAAAAAAAACAAGAAAAAAAAAACAAGACAAAAUGUACAAAAAAAUCUGGUUAAAACAAACAGCUAAUGUACUUGAAAUGGAAUGCUGAGAGGUUUAAAAGAACAAGAAAAACGUUUUCAAGUAAAACUCUUAAGUACAGCCAUAAGCUCCUGAGUUUGUUUUGCUUACCAUACUCCAAGACGUAAUUGGUGCUAUUCAAAAUGAGACACACUUCAAUGACAUGGUUGUUCAAGUAGUCUGCAAAGCCUCAGUUUUUUUUUGUCUCGCUACAAGUUGACUUGUUUGCUAAUUGUUGCUAGUCUGGCUCGUUUCAACAUCUUUUUUUUUUUAAUAGCGAGUAAUGGUUAACCAAAACAUCACAAACCUCCAGUACUGUCUAUUCCUUUUUUUUUCAGAUUUGGUGUGAUUUUUUUUUUUUUUUUUUUUUUCUUCCCCCAUCCCACUUUCUUUUCUUCUGUGUGACAUAUGUGUACAUUGAACUAGUAAAGGCACCUGUUUCAUCUACUGGAACUUUUAUUUUUAAGAUAUAAGGAUGUACAAACAUGUGUACCUUCAGUGUAUUGUUGCCUCUUUCCGUCUAAAAACGUAUGGGGGUAAUUCAAAGUUAAGAAUAUAAACGUUUGCGGUGUAUUUGGUCCUCUGUUUUUGAUUGAGGUUUAAGAGUUUAUGGAGCUGAAUGCACCGUUCAUUUGUGUUCGACUAAGCCUAGCAGUAACUUUGUUUGCAUUUGUAAGGAACUGGUUAUGACAGCGUCUUAUACCAUGAAACUCAAGCACAGAGAAUCAAUCGUUCUGUUCCAUGUGUCUGUUGCAGAUAAAAGGGUAUGGCUUUUAAAAACAAUGGCUUCCUUAUUUCAAUAACUGCUCUGUCUGAUGCCAAAAAGACCCUCCUCAAACACAAAUUAAAUUUCAGGGUCUUGUUUCUUUAACAGUCACCACUCAGGAAUUUUGCAAAUGUAACUUCAUAAGCAUCUACACAAGUCUCUGAUCAUUUGUUUGUUGACCUGCAGUGACAGAAUGACUUGUACAUUUACAGAAGCCAGUGAAAUUUGGGUAGAGGGGGGGUCACCCAUGACCUCACGGCCUUCUAUGCAGUCUCUUGAGGCAUGUUAGCGCUGGAGAAAAGUUGUUUCUGUUUAUGUCUGCAUAUUUGAGUGAUCGAAUUUUUGGGGUGUGUCUGUAUGAGCAGCAUGAAACCAUCACACUCCAUCUAACUGUUAAUGAAGAAGUGUUCAUAAGGAUGCUUGUGUGUGUGUGUGUGCCUGCAAACGCUACAUGGAAAUUAAUGGCAACACAUCAAACCGCCAUGUAAUUCUUCCAUUUUUGACAACUUUUGUUUAACUACUUCAUGAACAUGUAUGAUGAGAAAAUGCAUGUCAGUCAGGUCGAUAACACUGAUGUGGCUUUUCCACCCUGACGUGCUGUGGAAGUUUUCCAUUUCUUCACCUCCCUGAAUUUGUUCCAACUAAAACCCCCUGCCCUUACCCCAUCCCGUGACUGUUCCAUCUCCUGAGUAAAUUGUUUCAUUGUGGAUU
Synchiropus splendidus (mandarinfish) is the source of this 6895-nucleotide messenger RNA. RefSeq names its product KIAA0232 ortholog. Bases 652 to 4632 code for a protein of 1326 amino acids. The transcript has 8 exons. The record is from RefSeq and is a predicted model, not a curated record. NCBI's taxonomy places the organism in Eukaryota, Metazoa, Chordata, Actinopteri, Syngnathiformes, Callionymidae.